Ostrea edulis (European flat oyster) is the source of this 1750-nucleotide messenger RNA. RefSeq names its product COP9 signalosome complex subunit 5. The transcript has 8 exons. Lineage: Eukaryota; Metazoa; Mollusca; Bivalvia; Ostreida; Ostreidae. Gene Ontology annotation, cellular component: COP9 signalosome; cytoplasm. Gene Ontology annotation, molecular function: deNEDDylase activity; protein binding; metallopeptidase activity. The record is from RefSeq and is a predicted model, not a curated record. Gene Ontology annotation, biological process: protein deneddylation. Bases 23 to 1021 code for a protein of 332 amino acids.
GCUUUUCUCUUCAGUAGCCAGAAUGGACUCGAAAAAUGCUCAGAAAACUUGGGAGUUCAGCAAUAACGUAGAAAAUAUCAGCGGUGUUGACGAAAUAUACAGAUAUGAUAAGAAACAACAGCAAGAUAUUCUAACAGCUAAACCAUGGGAAAAAGAUCCUCAUUAUUUUAAGCACAUUAAAGUUAGUGCUUUGGCUCUGCUGAAAAUGGUAAUGCAUUCAAGAUCAGGUGGAAAUCUGGAGGUGAUGGGACUAUUGCUUGGGAAAGUUGAUGGCAAUACAAUGAUUGUUAUGGACAGUUUUGCUUUACCAGUAGAAGGAACAGAGACCAGGGUGAAUGCCCAAGCACAGGCAUAUGAGUAUAUGGCUGCAUAUACUGAGGCAGCUAAGCAAGUAGGAAGGCUGGAGAAUGCUAUUGGUUGGUAUCACAGUCACCCUGGUUAUGGUUGUUGGUUAUCAGGAAUCGAUGUCAGUACACAGAUGCUAAAUCAGCAGUUCCAGGAACCAUUCGUUGCAAUCGUAGUAGAUCCAGUAAGAACAAUAUCUGCUGGGAAGGUUAAUAUAGGAGCAUUCAGAACGUAUCCUAAGGGUUUCAAGCCCCCAGAUGAGGGCCCCUCAGAAUACCAGUCUAUACCGCUGAACAAAAUAGAAGAUUUUGGAGUCCAUUGCAAACACUAUUACAGCUUAGAAAUGUCCUACUUCAAAUCAGUGGCAGACAGGAAGCUAUUGGAGUCUCUGUGGAACAAAUAUUGGGUCAAUACACUCAGUUCCUCCAGUCUCUUAACAAAUGCAGACUACACUACCGGUCAGAUCUUUGACUUGGCUGACAAACUUGAGCAGUCCGAGGUUCAGCUGUGUAGAGGAGGCUUUAUGCUGGGGAUGGACACGCAUGAAAAGAAAUCAGAGGAUAAGCUCGCCAAAGCAACUAAAGACGGGUGUAAAACUACAAUGGAAGCAAUUCAUGGCCUAAUGUCACAAGUGAUAAAAGACAGAUUAUUUAACCAAGUGCAUACUUCAAAAUGAUAUAUCGUUCUGUUUAGUGAGUAAGUGUUGUGCUUCUCUGGAUGUGCAAGUCUGUAUUCUAUAGGUGUGCAAGUCUGUAUCCAUGUAAUUACACAGAAGGACUCCCCAAGGGAAAAUCCAGUGACUAUAAAUGUUGCUUACUGGUUAAAUAACUGUACAUGUAAAUUGUAUUUGCUAAAGGGACUGGUUCACGAUUUUUGAUAAAAAUAUUUAACAUAUUUGAUGUUAAACAUUAAAAAUAUAACUCAUUUAAUGUUGACAGCCAAAAUUUUGACCUUCUGAAUGCAAGAAUGAAAGCAAUAAUUUAGCCUUAAAUCUGUAAAUAAAGACUCAAGUCUUUUUAUGUGUACAAACAAACGGAAAUAUUAAUUUUGUAAUAUAAAGCAUCUUAAUUUUCCAUAGUUACAAAUUUUAACUUUUAGAUAACACAUUCUACCCAAAGAAUGCUUGUCAAUGUGAAAGAUAUAAUAAACUUAGAUCAAUAUUCAUUUCUUUUAAAAAUUUCGUAAACAAUAACAUACCACAAUCUCUGUUUACAAAACAAAUAACAAACUUUCUAAAAUGAGCUUCUGUGAUAAUGUAUAACCUUAAUUUUUAUGUGAAAUCUCUUAAACACAUUAGACUGUAGGUUUUGAUCUUUAAAAGGGAAAAACAAAAUUUUGAGGAAAAUCGUGAAUCAGUCCCUUUAAAGAACUGUACAUAUAUUAAAUAACUUUUGUUAAAGAUCCA